This is a messenger RNA of Hippopotamus amphibius kiboko, 5984 nucleotides long. It is a transcript of the gene SLC4A7, whose product is annotated as solute carrier family 4 member 7. Gene Ontology annotation, molecular function: sodium:bicarbonate symporter activity; monoatomic anion transmembrane transporter activity; solute:inorganic anion antiporter activity. Gene Ontology annotation, biological process: bicarbonate transport; transmembrane transport; regulation of intracellular pH. The coding region runs from base 44 to 3808 and encodes 1254 amino acids. The record is from RefSeq and is a predicted model, not a curated record. NCBI's taxonomy places the organism in Eukaryota, Metazoa, Chordata, Mammalia, Artiodactyla, Hippopotamidae. The transcript has 26 exons. Gene Ontology annotation, cellular component: apical plasma membrane; plasma membrane; basolateral plasma membrane.
CGGAGUAGCAGCGGAGUGGCCGCUGCGGGCUGGACGGCCGACCAUGGAGGCGGAUGGGGCCGGGGAGCAGAUGAGACCGCUCCUCACCCGGGGUCCAGAUGAAGAAGCUGUUGUGGAUCUUGGCAAAACCAGCUCAACUGUGAAUACCAAGUUUGAAAAAGAAGAACUAGAGAGUCAUCGAGCUGUGUAUAUUGGUGUUCACGUCCCAUUUAGUAAAGAGAGUCGCCGACGUCAUAGGCAUCGCGGACACAAACAUCAUCACCGGAGAAGAAAAGACAAAGACUCAGACAGAGAAGAUGGACGGGAAUCUCCUUCUUACGACACACCAUCCCAGAGAGUGCAGUUCAUCCUGGGUACUGAAGAUGAUGAUGAAGAGCACAUUCCCCAUGAUCUCUUCACGGAAAUGGAUGAGCUGUGCUACAGAGAUGGAGAAGAGUAUGAAUGGAAAGAAACUGCAAGAUGGCUGAAAUUUGAAGAGGAUGUUGAAGACGGUGGUGACCGGUGGAGUAAGCCUUACGUGGCGACUCUCUCUUUGCACAGUCUUUUUGAGCUGAGAAGUUGCAUCCUAAAUGGAACAGUCAUGCUGGAUAUGAGAGCAAGCACUCUUGAUGAAAUAGCAGAUAUGGUACUGGACAACAUGAUUGCCUCUGGCCAGUUGGACGAGUCCAUAAGAGAGAAUGUCAGAGAAGCCCUUCUGAAGAGGCACCAUCAUCAAAAUGAGAAAAGGUUCACCAGCCGGAUUCCCCUGGUUCGGUCUUUUGCAGAUAUAGGCAAGAAACAUUCUGACCCUCACUUGCUUGAAAGGAAUGGGGAAGGCCUUUCAGCCUCCCACCACUCUUUGCGAACAGGUCUGUCUGCCUCAAACCUUUCAUUGAGAGGAGAAUCACCUUUAUCUCUUCUUCUCACUCAUCUUCUUCCUUCUUCGAGAGCUGGAACCCCUGCAGGCUCGAGAUUUACAACCCCAGUACCCACCCCUCAGAACAGUCCUCCUUCCAGCCCUAGCCUCAGUCGCCUGAACUCCACAAGUUCCGAGCAGAGGCAUCUUCAGGCCCCAGAGCUACUGGUCUCACCUGCCAGUGACGGUAUUCCCACAGUAGUAAUUCAUCCGCCUGAGGAGGACUUAGAAGCACUGCAAGGCCAGGAGCAGAAGAACGAGGAAAAUGUUGACAUAACUUCAGGUAUUUUGGCCUCUCCACAGUCUGCACCUGGAAACUUGGACAGUAGUAAAAGUGGAGAAAUUAAAGGUAAUGGAAGUGGAGGAAGCAGAGAAAAUAGUACUGUUGACUUCAGCAAGGUUGAUAUGAAUUUCAUGAGAAAAAUUCCUUCGGGAGCUGAGGCGUCCAAUGUUCUGGUGGGAGAAGUGGAUUUUUUGGAAAGACCUAUAAUUGCAUUUGUGAGACUGGCUCCUGCUGUUCUUCUCUCAGGGCUGACCGAGGUCCCUGUUCCUACAAGGUUUUUAUUUCUGUUACUGGGUCCGGCGGGCAAGGCGCCGCAGUACCACGAAAUUGGAAGAUCGAUAGCCACCCUCAUGACGGAUGAGAUUUUUCAUGAUGUAGCUUAUAAAGCAAAAGACAGAAAUGACCUCCUAUCUGGAAUUGAUGAAUUUUUAGAUCAAGUGACCGUCCUACCUCCAGGAGAGUGGGACCCUUCCAUACGCAUAGAGCCACCAAAGAGCGUUCCUUCUCAGGAAAAGAGAAAGAUUCCUGUAUUUCCCAAUGGAUCUGCCUCCAACUCGGGUGAGACCCCUAAGGAGGCCGCCCACCAUGCUGGGCCUGAGCUACAGAGGACUGGACGGCUUUUUGGUGGUUUGAUACUUGACAUCAAAAGGAAAGCACCUUUUUUCUUGAGUGACUUCAAGGAUGCAUUAAGUCUGCAGUGCCUGGCCUCGAUUCUUUUCCUAUACUGUGCCUGUAUGUCUCCUGUAAUCACUUUUGGAGGGCUGCUUGGAGAAGCUACAGAAGGCAGAAUAAGUGCAAUAGAGUCUCUUUUUGGAGCAUCAUUAACUGGGAUUGCCUAUUCAUUGUUUGCUGGGCAACCUCUAACAAUAUUGGGGAGCACAGGUCCAGUUUUAGUGUUUGAAAAAAUUUUAUUUAAAUUCUGCAGAGAUUAUCACCUUUCCUAUCUGUCUUUGAGAACCAGUAUUGGUCUGUGGACUUCUUUCUUGUGCAUUGUUUUGGUUGCAACAGAUGCAAGCAGUCUUGUGUGUUACAUCACCCGGUUCACUGAGGAGGCUUUUGCAGCUCUCAUUUGCAUCAUAUUCAUCUACGAGGCUUUGGAGAAGCUCUUUCAUUUAGGAGAAAUAUAUGCAUUUAAUAUGCACAACAGUUUAGAUGAACUGACCAGCUACUCAUGUGUGUGUGUGGAGCCUUCUGACCCGGGCAAUGAAACGCGGAAGGUGUGGGAGGAAAGGAACGUAACAGCACAGGACAUUCCCUGGGGGAACCUCACUGUCUCCGAAUGUAGAAUCUUUCAUGGUACAUUUGUAGGAUCAGCUUGUAGUCUCCAUGGACCUUACAUUCCAGAUGUGCUCUUUUGGUGUGUCAUCUUAUUUUUCACAACAUUUUUUCUGUCUUCAUUCCUCAAGCAAUUCAAGACCAAGCGCUAUUUUCCUACCAAGGUGCGAUCCACAAUCAGUGACUUUGCUGUGUUUCUCACCAUAGUAAUAAUGGUUGCAAUUGACUACCUUGUAGGAAUUCCAUCUCCUAAACUUCAAGUGCCUGAAAAAUUCGAGCCUACUGAUACAAAUAGGGGCUGGAUCAUAAGCCCAUUGGGGGAGAACCCCUGGUGGACCUUGCUAAUAGCUGCCGUUCCAGCUCUGCUCUGUACCAUUCUCAUCUUUAUGGACCAACAAAUCACAGCUGUAAUCAUAAACAGAAAGGAGCACAAGCUGAAGAAAGGAGCUGGCUAUCACCUUGACUUGCUGGUGGUUGGUGUUAUGUUGGGAGUCUGCUCUGUCAUGGGACUUCCGUGGUUUGUGGCUGCGACAGUGUUGUCCAUAAGUCAUGUCAACAGCCUGAAAGUUGAAUCCGAAUGUUCUGCUCCAGGGGAACAACCCAAAUUUUUGGGAAUUCGUGAACAGCGGGUUACAGGACUGAUGAUUUUUAUUCUAAUGGGCCUGUCUGUGUUCAUGACUUCAGUACUAAAGUUUAUUCCAAUGCCUGUUCUGUAUGGUGUUUUCCUUUAUAUGGGAGUUUCCUCAUUAAAAGGAAUCCAGUUUUUUGACCGUAUAAAAUUAUUUGGAAUGCCCGCUAAACACCAGCCCGACCUGAUUUACCUCCGCUACGUACCUCUCUGGAAGGUCCACGUCUUCACAGUUGUCCAGCUCACCUGUCUGGUCCUCUUGUGGGUGAUAAAAGCUUCAGCUGCUGCAGUGGUUUUUCCCAUGAUGGUUCUUGCAUUAGUCUUUGUACGCAAACUCAUGGAUCUGUGUUUCACAAAAAGAGAGCUUAGUUGGCUUGAUGAUCUCAUGCCAGAAAGUAAGAAAAAGAAAGAAGAUGACAAAAAGAAAAAAGAGAAAGAGGAAGCUGAGCGAAUGCUUCAAGCUGGUGAAGAUACUGUGCAUCUUCCAUUUGAAGGGGGAAGCCUCUUGCAGAUUCCAGUUAAGGCGCUAAAAUACAGUGUUGAUCCCUCAGUUGUUAACAUAUCAGAUGAAAUGGCCAAAACUGCACAGUGGAAGGCACUGUCCAUGAAUACUGAGAAUGCCAAAGUAACCAGAUCUAACACGAGCCCUGAGAAACCUGUAAGUGUGAAAAUAAAUUUUGAAGAUGAACCAACAAAGAAAUACAUGGAUGCUGAAACUUCAUUAUAGAAUCAAACCAAGAGGAAUUAUUUAUAUAGAGAUAUAUAUAUACAUAUAUAUGUGUGUGUAUGUACAAUGUGUGUGUUUCAUGUCACUGUAUAUAACAAUAUUGUGUGUCAUGCCAUUUAUGCAUGACUGCUGGGUUUUUUGAAGUAGUGUUUGAGGUUUGUUAGGAGCACCAUGGAGACUGUGCAUAUAAUGAAAUGGUCUCUUGGAAGUGAGGUACAUGGUUCUUACUCAAAUAUUUAUUUUUCUGUUGGAAAUUUUUUUUCUCUUCUGCAGUAGAAAAAUGUGGGGAAAUGCAUUCAGUCUACUUUUCUUUAAAUCUCUUUGUUCAUCAAUGGCUAUCCAUACCAACCUUAAGUGAUACGUGUUUAAAUUUCUUCAUUGAGUUACUAGAAAUGUUCCCGUAUUACUCCCCUUCUGCUAGUGCUUUGUGGGACAAGCAGGGCGUCUGCCAGGGCUGGGGCACAGGUGCGGUGGUGUCCUGGCUGCUGUGAGGGUAUCGUGUUAUGUGCACGUCCAUCAUGUGUCACAGGUGACGGGAACUUUUUGGCUAUAGAGAUAGAACAGUGGAAACUUGCUAGAUGAGAACUAUGAUUUUGACCUUUAUGUCCUAAAAGUUUAUUUUAAACUUUAAAACCUCCACAUCUAGGUUUCCUUUCUGAUAGACAAGUAUAAUUGCAGGUGAUUUUAUAAUUUAACUCCCAUACCACUCAUUAGUUUAUGAAUUUCAACAGCUAUAAAAUACCAAUUUACAAUAAAUCUUGUUGCCUUUGUAGAAAUUUUUUUCUGAAUCCUAGUAGUCUGUUAGAGCCCCAAAUGCCCACUCUGUUCUCUGCCUUUGCUGUUGUCUUUUACUUAAAAUGUGGUUUAGUUUGUAUCAGGUUCAAGUUCUUGAUUAUUUUUAUAUUAUAAGUAGUAUGAUUAAAUAAUCAGGAGUCAGAAUUCUCUUAAGUGGGUUUAUGAUCAGUGUUACUUUAUUAAGAAUUACCUUUCAUUUUCUGUUUAUGUUCUUUGUGUUGUAUAGGUAAUAUUUAAUAGAUUGUUAUAUGUGAUUUCAUUUUAAAAUAUUUUAUUUAUUUUAAUUGAUAUGAUGCUUAAAUAUUAUAUAAACAUUUGAAAAGGUAACAAAUAUAGAGUAAAUUGUUAAUGUAAAUAGUUGGUGCUCACUUGCAUUUAUGGCUUAUUAUCUGAAAGCAGUUGAUAGAUUUUACAUCUUUGAUAUAAAGCACUGCCAUAUUUGUAUUUUAAAAGAAAUUUAGACUUAUUAUGUAUAGUUCAAAUUAAUGACAUUCUUCCUAGUUUGUGGUUGUAUGCUUUAUUUAGAUUUUGCUUUUCUGAGCUAUCUUUUUUAACUUCUACCAAAUCUUUUUAGUCAUCUUUUAUAUACUUUUAAAUAGCUCCAUAUGAAAUAAAUAAAUGUCGUUCUUGUUGAGCCUGUAGGACUGGAUGAAUGGGGUUGUGAAACUGACUUGGCAAGAGGAUGAUUUCUAAAAACCAAAUGAGUAUUUAGAAGCCACUGAAAUAUUGAAAAUAAUAACAUGAAUUUUAGGAUGAAAAUUUUAAUGAAAUUCUGAUGCUCCGUUUAAUCGUUUGUAAUUAAAGUACAGAAAGUAUGAAGAAUUGAUCUUGUAGAAGAUCAUGAGCAAUGCCAGAAGCUGAUAUUUUAACAAUCCAUUCUAAACUACUUAACUGAUAAAAUUAUUUCUAGUUAAAAUAAUGGAUUCAACUUCUGGCUCAUAUGGAGGUUGGAAAUGUAGCUGAUUUUCUUUAGAAAAUGUAGCCGGCAUCAUUUGGCACUGCCUAAAGAAUAGAGAUGCUAUGGGCCCUUGAUGAGACAGUAUUACCCACGGUGCUUGUUACUGUUUAUGAGCUUCCAUGGAAGUGAUUCCUUUUUAUUCACAGCAGCAUAAUCAUCUCCAAAGACCCCAGUAUUUGCUGCUGUGAUUUUGUAAACUCCCCUGAUGAACCUAAACAAGAGGACUUUCUCACACCAUUCCCUUGUGUCUGGAUGUCAUAGGGUUAACAAAAAUGCUUAUUUUACAGGAAGUAAUUUUAAAAUUUAAACUGAAAACUACCUGGGAUCAUAGUGUUUAUGUGCUUUUAUUUAUGAAUACUAGUUGUCCCGUGCCUGAAGAACCAUGACUUGCAAAAUGCUUUGCAUUCGGUGUUUUUCUCUGUU